Messenger RNA from Microbotryum saponariae, 1344 nucleotides. NCBI's taxonomy places the organism in Eukaryota, Fungi, Basidiomycota, Microbotryomycetes, Microbotryales, Microbotryaceae. The record is from the annotation of a GenBank genome assembly.
AUGGCAGCCACCCGAGGACUCCUCUUUCAGCUGCUGCUGCUACUCGUGACGACGACGUUCGCGCCGCCGCUCCUCCUCCGAAUGACUUCGACCGGCGUGCGCGCUUCCCCUCUACCACUGGCCCGCGCCCGCGCCAACAUUAUGCGACCUCGUCAACUCCAACCGACGGCUUCGAGCACCCUCAGCAUCAUCGUCAUCCCUACGCAGGACUCUUCGUCGUACACGACCUCGCUUCCCGCGGACUCGGGCACCUGGACGACCUCGACGGCUGCGGCGACCGCGUCCGCGACGACGACCCCAUCGCAAGCGCGAGGGCCUUGGCGCGGUGGCUCGAUGCUCGACCAGAGUGAGAUUCGGCUCGCCCGGGAGAGGGCAAGGGGCGGCGGCUCAAUGGUCACAACCAUUAUCCUCGUCUUGAUCGGGUCACUCGUACUCGGUCUCUUCCUUCUGCGGUGAGUCUUCGACUCGCUUCAGCUCGCCCUCGUUAGUGGCGUCGGCCGGGGUAGAACCGCAGUUUAACCGAGCAACGACUGCGUGGCCCCUAUUUCACGAACCGGCUUGGCUUCGGUUCAGCGCCCUAGUCGGCUGUCAGCCGAACGGGUCAGGGGGUCACUCGAACAUCGCUUUCAUGGGUUUAUCCGUAUCGGACCGGGCCGGUCCGCAGAAGAUAAGCUGAUCUUCCAUGUCCGUUCAUUCCAUGUACCUUCUUCGUCCCUGCGAAAUAGACUAUGGCGCGUGCAACGCAGCUACCCACUCUCAUUCCGCUCCUUUUUCAUCCCUAGCUCCGGGCUCAAGAUUCGCUAUCUCAACAUCGACAUUGCACCGGCCACUCCUCGAGCCCCCACCGGACCCCCACCAAGCUAUUCGCGCGGCUUCCACGCCGUCUUCCGACCGCCCCGACGAGGGCACGACACGAACGGCGUCGCGAUCGAGGAAGGUGGUCAGCGUGUAGGUUCGAGGGAUGAGGAUGACAUCUGGGAGGGCGAAUCGCUCGACGAAGUGCAGGAAGAGAAGGAAGGGCUGCCGAGAUACGCCGUCGAUGUCGAUCUACCGGGCUACUCGCACAGCCUGGCACCUGGGGUGGCGCGCGCAAACGGCCUCGAACGACAAGCAUCCGUUGGCUCUUCGGGCUCUGAAGCAUCGACUGUGGACAGUUCAAGCAGAACGGAAGCUAUCAUGACCUCUAGAGAGUAUGAACAAGCCAUCAGGAACGCGCCCCAGGCCCCCGAACGGGCCAUCACCCGGGAGAUAUCACAGAUUCGCAACGACUCUUGGCCUCGGGCGGCCUGGAAUCACGCUUCGUGGGUUGUGCCGGCGACAUCAUUGCGAGUGCGUGAAGAGUGA